This is a messenger RNA of Plutella xylostella (diamondback moth), 1740 nucleotides long. RefSeq names its product WD repeat domain 37 (gene Wdr37). Gene Ontology annotation, molecular function: protein binding. The record is from RefSeq and is a predicted model, not a curated record. Lineage: Eukaryota; Metazoa; Arthropoda; Insecta; Lepidoptera; Plutellidae.
AAACGUCACAUCACAUUUGCGAAAUAAUAUUGCGAAUUCCUUCAAGCUAGCGAUCACUUGUUGAAAUUAUUUCGUAAAUUACGUGAAUAUCUUGUUAUUGAUUCACACAGCGGAUAUUUUAGACAAGGACGUUAAAUACCAUCAUAUAAGCUGGCCCUACAGCUAGCUAUGGGGGCCCUCAGUGCUAGUUUUCCUUGUUAAAGUGAUGUGUAACUUGAUAGUCGGAUAGAUUUUCACUGUUUUCAUUCAUCUGAAACGAUGAAAUCUAGCAAACGACGACUUCAAGCUCUUACAGAAAGCUCUGAUGGAAUGCCCAACUAUCUCAAAAUGGAAGACUCUGAGUCGUCAAUCCCUCCCGUGUUCAGGUCACGGUUACACGAACUCUUCUCCCAGAUAGAAAAAGAGUUUGACCUUCUUUACACUGAAAACCUCAACUUACAAGAGAAGAUAGACAUUCUUAGUGAAAAACUGGAAAGGGAGAGCUACAUAGGCGAUCGCCAGAACCCAGACUAUGUGGAUUUUGAUGCCUCAGGCAAGAACUCUAAAGUUAAAUUAACACAAAGCAACUCCCAGAAGGUAAAAGCGAGCCACAAGCUGCGAGUGCAGACCAGUAAGAUCGUCUCCAGCUUCAAGGCUCCAACGUACAACUGCCAGUUGGUGCGAGAGUUCACUGCACAUAAGGACGGCAUCUGGGAUGUGUCUUCAGCUCGCCCAGGACAAGCGCUCAUUGGGACAGCUUCAGCUGACCACACAGCAUCAGUAUGGAGCGUGGAGUGGGGCAAGUGCCUGUUGCAGUACACGGGUCACACGGGCUCCGUCAACUCCAUCCGCUUCCACCCGUCCCGGGACAUAGCGCUCACCAGCAGCGGGGACACUACGGCGCAUAUCUGGCAGGCCGCUGUUAACUGGGACUUGCCUCGAGGUCAAUCCUCAGAAGAAGAACUAGAGGGCGGUGGCGAAGAAAGCCUGGGCGAGGGCGGCGACCGUCCUGAAGUACUGCGCACUCCGCUCACGGAGCUGGUUGGCCACUCCGGCGUGGUGGUGGCCGCUGAUUGGCUGACGGACGGCGAGCACGUCAUCACCGCCUCCUGGGAUAGGACGGCUAAUCUGUACAAUGUGGAGACUGGUGACUGUCUUCAGGUUCUUACAGGUCACGACCACGAGCUAACCCACGCAUCAGCGCACCCGACGGCGCGGCUGGUGGUGACGGCGUCGCGCGACACCACCUUCCGCCUGUGGGACUUCCGCGAGCCCAUACACUCCGUGUCCGUCUUCCAGGGGCAUACUGAGAGUGUCACAUCGGCCGUGUUCGCGCGUGAAGACAAAGUAGUUUCCGGAUCGGACGACCGUUCCGUGAAGGUAUGGGACGUGCGCAACAUGCGCUCCGCCCUCGCGACCAUCCGCUCGGACUCAUCAGUGAACCGGCUGGCGGUGAGCGGCGCGGGGCUGGUGGCCAUCCCGCACGACAACCGGCAGGUGCGCCUGUUCGACCUGCAGGGGAACCGCCGCGCGCGCCUGCCGCGCUCCGCCAGGCAGGGGCACCGGCGCAUGGUGACGUCGGUGGCGUGGGCCGAGGACAUCUCGCCCAACAUCAACUUCUUCAGCUGCGGCUUCGACCGCCGCAUCCUAGGCUGGUCCAUCCAGCCGUCCAAGGAGAAUUAAAAAAUAAGUCCUUAUUAUUUCCCUUUCAAAUUUUAAUUCUCGCCCUUUGCUGUUUCUUCGCGUCUUCUUGGCACCGUG